UCCAUGUCAUGAUUACAUUUGCUCAAUUUUAUUGUUAAAACUAAUGAAAGAUGACGACCAGAAAGGACCAGCUCGGGUUUGAACCUCAGAAGGAAUCUAUAUACAACAGAUUGUUGCCAUAUGCUGACAAAAUAGACGAUGAGGCGUUACGCGUAUUCGCACAAAUCAAAGGGAAUCUUGGUAGAAGUGUUCAACUUCGAGAUAUUAAAAUCGGAGCAAGUCAUUGGGUUGGACAGCUUACCAGGUAUAUUCGACUGUAUGGACUGAUGUUUUCAAAGGAAGACCACCUCUACCUGGUAAAACUGCUCUAUCAGAUGAUUAUCAUCCCCGGCCUUGAACUCUCCACUGUCCAGAAGUUUUCCAACCAGCUCAUUUCACUGCUGAAGAAAAAGGAGCUGUUGUCAAGAGAGGAUCUCGAACUGCCAUGGCGGCCGUUGUACAACCUCAUAGAGUCGGUGAUAUAUUCACAGUAUGAGCAGCAUGGUCUUCAGCUUUUCCCUGUAAAUAUUGAAAGUGUUUUGAAGAACCUUGUUCGUACAUGUCGAACCUAUUUCUCCCUCGAGUCAACUCAAGAAAUGUUGGAUGAGUGGCGCCCUCUGCUGUGUCCAUUUGACAUCACUGUGAUCAAGGCCCUCAACUAUCUGGAACUGUUCCUCCCUACAGCCCUCCCCCCAGAACAUCACCACAGAGGAUUCAAAUUGUGGUUUGAGGAAUUAAUUGAAUUAUGGGAGUCAUUUCACAAUGGUCCAUCGUGGGAAUAUAGCUUGGUGAACUUGUUCUCCAGAUUGACUUUUGAAAACAUCAGCUAUGUUGAGUGGAAGCCAUACAUCCCAAUGAUCUUCACCCGGUUUUUGCGAAGCUUUAAUCUCCCAGUGGGCAAGCAGCCAGUUAUCUCCAACAAAACUAAUCAUUGUUACGAGGUGCAGUCCACGGCAAUCUGGAUUGUCUCUAUGCUGGGAGGACCGAAUAAUCUAGCACAAGAACAUGUAGCUCAGCUGUUUAAAGCCCUUCAGACUUUCUAUCACCCAUCCAAUGUUGGUCGGUGGAAUCUCCGACUUAGUUCACUGCUUACAGCCUUGCCGAAAUGUUUUAUCAGAAGGCUGCACAGGGAGCGUUAUGCCAAGCCAUCGUGGGAGAACUCGAUUCCUGAAUCCCAGAAGCUGACGGAGCCUGACAUCAGUCACUUCGUGGAGUGCAUCAAGCCGGUCGUGUUCGUGGCGAUGUUCAGUAAGAGUGGCAGCCAGGACGCCUCCAUCGCCCUCCGCUACCUCUCUACCAUGAGGCCCGAACUGAUGGUGCCCAAUCUUCUCGAGCAUAUGUACCCGGCCAUGGAGACCCUGAUAGAGCCCCACCGGCUGAUAGCGUGUAUGAACUGCAUCGUGGCAGUUGUGCGGCCCAUGCUGAGGGCUGGUAAGUGGUACCCAGCCGGCCCGCUUCACGUUCUGCCUCUUCUCAACCUCUCACUGCCCGGGAUUGAUUCUAACGACUUUAAGAAGUGUUUGGUGACAUUCCAGAUGGUUUCCACGUUUGUGUCGAUGAUUCCGAUUGUGGACUGUUCUUCUGCUGUACAUGUUAGAAAAGAUCUCACAGAGGAAGAAAGAGAGCAGUGUUUAGCAACUGUUGGAUUUGAAGACUGGGUUUUGCAGUUCUUUGACAGAGUGUUCAGUCUGAUAGAAAACAGUUCUCAGGAGGCGUCGUACGGUGCAGUGGAUCGCCUCAACCCAGAACAGAGCAUGCUGGAGGUCGGGAUGGCAUCCACCAGCACAUCUGUCCUCCAGCAGUGCUCGGCGCCAAUAUUUGAUUCUGCACUGAAAAGGUUACGGAGGUUUGUCACAGAGAGCUGGUAUGAGACCAAAGUCAGUGGUCGAUUUGCUGCCAACCUUUGUCGAGCUGCUGCCAAGGUCAAUCCAGAAAAAACAUUGAAAAUAUUUCUGCCACAUUUUUGUGACUUCAUCCUAAACUUUGUUAGGGAUCAUGAAGAUCUUAUGGAUGAGGAACAUCUUGAUGGCAGUUUUAUGUGGAAUCUCUUGUUGUUAUCUCAGCUUGUUCGGUGUGAUGGCCGAGAAGUGAUCAAAUACAAGGACACCCUCAUAGAAGUGCUCAAAGUGACGUUGACCCUCAAGUGUAUUCAGGGCUACGAAAUAGCCGGACAGUUGCUGCGUUACCUGUUCCGUGCCGUGCUGUUGGUGUACCCGACAGAGUACAAGAGCAUCAACGGCAGCUUCGACCGGCCGUUCGACGAAUACCUCGUGACCCGCGACUGGGCCAAGCCGGGGAACAUCCAUGACCUGGGGAUCGACUGGCACGUCCCGACUGAUGAGGAGAGGGCCUUCGCGUCACAGCUGUUAAAACUCUUCCUAGAACCUGAAUUGAAAUUCAUAGCGACCGUGUCAUCCUGCAUGCUGGUGUCAAGAGACGACCUGCUGAGGAGACUGAACAUCAUACUGGAGUGUCUGCUGGGGUCUGGCUGUGAGCUGCCACAGUGGGAAGGAGAAGCAAUCAAAAGGAUGGAAAGUGUUGUUGACCUGACGAGGUUUGCGAGCGAUGCACACAUGAUGCAUGGGUUAACACUGAAUGGGGAAAAUAUCAGAGAAAUGGUGGCCGAAUCGGUCAGGAGUCUUCUAGGGUAUAUGGAGGCAUCGUGUGAGGAUGAUACAAAAGGCCUUUUCAAGAUUAUAAAGAUUUAUGAAACCCUCUUGUUUUUCUAUGGAUCUCAAAAAGGUGAUUUUGAUGGGCGUUGGAAAAGUUUUCAUAUUGUGAAAUCAGCCCUGGAAGACAAGAUGAGAGGAAAGAAACUUCAUAUCCGAGCACUUCUUGUGGACCGGGCGCAGUUACAGCACGAGAAUCGUCUACUGAACUCAACAAAUAAAGCAUUUACAAAACGCCAUCAGGAUAUUUGUAAUGAUCUCUUCAAGUUGUGUAUGAGUAGGUACAGUGAGGUGCGCAAAAAGGCACAGAGCAGUCUACUGAUGACGUUCACAAAUUUCCCCUUUUCCUACUAUUCCAUUCUGCCAGACUUGGUGGAAAACUUAAAAAAAACAGACAUUGAAGAACACAAGUUUAAGGGGACCCUGUACACAAUCCUCGGCAGUGGUCAGAAGUGUCUGGCCAUAAAGCGGAACUGGGAGGUGUUGCUGGAGAUCUGGCCGGCUCUCGUCCAGUCUCAGCACUCGGAGAAACCCUCCAUCCUGAAGGUGAUCGACGACAUCGUCAGUAGAGUCAUCAAGUGUCUCGAGUCGGUGGCCAUCAAAACAAAGGUGCAAGAUACAUGUCUUGAAGCGGCCAAGGAGUUUAUUUCCUCGCCGUGUCCCAAAGCCAUCUAUCCACCUGCGACAGCUGAAGAUGUACAGAAAGGAUUGCAGAUGGAAAAUGCUAAAACCAUGAAGGCUACAGAGCAGUACAAUCAUUUAGUGGAUAGUCUGGCAAAUCUAGUCGAAAGUGAAAAACUUACGUGGAAGUUCAGUCAGAUAGGCUUGGAGUUCACGGCUCUCCUCCUCCGGCACGACGUCCCAAUGCCAGCCAGAGCUGUCCAGGUGUUCUGCAAGAGGCUGUGUCAUGACUCUCUCUACAUCAGAAAGUUGUCAAUGGCGGCUCUAUCUGCAAUUCUGAAACAACAGAAACAGGAACACAAGGAGGUUCCACUCGACCCGUACAAGAUUUCUGGCACCCAACCCUUCCCCCCAGGAGUCCGCAUCCCCCCUGGUGAUCGACCGGAUAACAAGUGGCAUCAAUACAACGCGUCUGAUCUGCCCGACACACGCGACAAGUGGGAGAAAACGCCGUUUGUCGAGAAAACACACUGGGGAUACAACAUAUGGCCAAAAGACAUGAAACAGUAUGCUCCAAUUUCCGAGCAACCAAAGGUUGACCGUACGAGGGAUGAGCUGAAUGAGGCGGAGCAGGUGAUUUACGACUUCUUCAUCAACAAGCAGCUGGUCGAGAAACUCAUCUCGUACCUGGCACUAGAGGAACAGAAAGGAAGAGAUAAAUUUCGGUCAAAAUAUCUCAUUUUGUUCAAGGGUUUGUUUAGGAACUUUGGCCCAUGUUUCCUGGAGAACUUGAAGCCGAGUGUUGAGCGGCUGGUGAAGGAUUUGAGUCACGACAAACACGACUCAAGUCAGAGGUGCGCCAUGGAGAUCCUCGGGGGGAUUCUCAGGGGCAGCAAGCACUGGGAGUACUCACAGAUCAUCAGUUUGUGGGACUGGAUCCGUCCACUCCUGCAGUUUGCACAGAACAACAUCACCGUAGAAACCUUGGAUGACUGGGGAAACUUUUAUUCCAGCAUUUCUGAGAGUCGUGACCCAAGGAAACUGAGUUGGGUGUUUGACAUGCUGCUGAAAAACCCACUGUGUGGAGAGGGUGGCGCGUUUGGUGAUGCAAGUCGGCUGUACAUCAUACAGAACGCCAUGGUGCAGCAGGAGUGGAGAAUCCCCGAGUUGCUAUGCCAACUGCUCGAUUACGUCACACCUCACCUGUCUCACAACUACAAGGCAGUCCGGGAUCGCAUUGGAAGUUUGCUGUGCACAAUUUUCCUGUAUGACUACAAGAUUCACCGUGACUCGGAGGUGAGGUCUCCCAUCAAGGCGACGUUCAUACAGCAGAUUCUGCCACAGCUCGAACCUCUCAAGGACAUCGUGCCCAGCCCUGGCGAAAACAACGGCAUCAAGAAUAAUAGUAUCCAUAAAUCGGAUCAAAAGGACAUCUCUAUGGUCACUGAGGAAUCGUCUUCUGACGACGAAGAACGCAAGACGGCAAUUCGCUUGUGUAAAACAGUGAUGAACUGGCUCCAGAACUGUUACAGUAGGUCUUUCAUCUCUUCACCUAAAGAAGUCUUCCAUCUUCUACCCAUAAUAUGCACCCUGGAGAGUGAAUCUAACGAUGUAGAUCUCAAAGCUGACUGUUCCACUGCUCUGGCCUGUCUGUCACAGUCGUUUGUUCAUCCCAGUGCCAUAUCGACUGCCCUGCACACUAUUAAAGAGGUGGCUGGUCUGCAGUCGUGGCACGCCCGGGCCGCCAUCCUUAAGUACAUCCAGAACAUGGUGUUCGGAAACUUCUUCCUCCUCAACUCUCCCGAACACAAGACCACCAUCCAGAAUCUCCUGCUGCAUCUCAUCUGUGAUGAACAGCUUGAGGUUCGAGAAAUGGCAGCAAUGACUCUCAGUGGUUUACUACACUGCGGGUUUCUCAACCUGGACAAAACUGUCAUGACUCACUUUGAGAAGCUGAGUCAGACAAAGCUGAAGAAGAAGCACCACGUGACAGGCCUCCAGGACCAGCCGCUCGAGAGUCUGAUCCAGCGCCACGCCGGGGUGCUCGGGCUGGGCGCGUGUGUCCAGGCAUACCCGUAUGAUGUCCCCGAAUUCAUUCCACAACUCCUCAUGGAUCUCAGCGACCACGUCAAUGACCCACAGCCUAUACAGAUGUCUGUGAAGCAGACCCUGUCAAACUUCCGUCGUACACAUCAUGACAACUGGCACGAUCACAAACUCAAGUUCACUGACGACCAGCUUGUUGUCCUAACUGACCUCCUUGUGUCGCCCAACUAUUAUGCUUGAUGAUAGUCAAUUAUAGGCUAGUUUAGAUUGAAGAAUAUAGUUGAUGAGGAAGCUGUGAAAUACCAAUAUCACAAUGCUCAAGAGAUGGUUGCUACAGUUCACAUUGCAGCUAAAACUGUUUGUCACUGACUGUGUAUGUUAGUGAUUAACUGCUACCAUCAUUUCAGACCAUGAAGAUUGUGUUAUUGUAUAAAUAUUUAAAUAUAUAUAUUUGAACAUGUAUGAACUGCAGACCAUAAUCAAAUUCAUUUGCGAGAUCUAGGGCAUUAGAUGUGAUUUAAUAUAUCAGACAGAUUCACAGAUUCAGGGGCAGGUAAAUGGAUGGAUUGAUGGACAGAUACCUGCAGAAAAUCAGUACAUCUUGAAUGGGCUUUAGGGAUACCAAAUUAGAUUAGUGACAGCCUUUAUUAGAAUGAUAAUUCUGAGCCACAACUCUAAUUCUGUCCUGAACUCAAAUUGUAAGAUGAAACUCAAUUUAUGAGCCUAAACUCUUGAUUCUGAGCUUAGUCUCUAAUUCUAAACCUAAAGCCUUCAAUUCUGAAAGCCGAAACUCUAAUUUUGGGCCUGAAGUUGAACUCUAAUUUUGGAAAGUUCUUAAACCCUUCACUCCGAGUGUGAAAGCAUUUUGUUUUAUAAAACACACAUGGUUAGUGUGUCCACAUGAUUGGUUACUUUCUGUGUUUUUGUUUUACUUUACAAGAUUCUCAAUUUCCCAAUAGAUCUAUUUUUAAUAUGAUGUCAGUACCUAGAUAACAAAUUUUCUUCCAGACUACGAUGUGAUUACAUGUAUUUUUAAUAUUUGACAGCUAUUAUUAUGCAUUAAAACCCUAUCUGUGGGCAUGCAGGUUUAAUAUUUUAAUAUGGAGAGUUUUGAAUUUUAUUAAACAAUAACAUGUAUACAUUAGCAAUUAUGUAUGUGUAUGUAUAUAUAUAUAUAUAUAUAUAUAUAUAUAUAUAUAUAUAUGAAAACAAAUAUCUAUUAAUAUACAUGUUUUACUUUGUGUUACAGAAAUUUGUUAUGUUGAUGAGUACAUGUGAUAUUAUUUUGAAAUAUCAGACAAAAAAAUAAAGUUUACCACCAAUCAGGGUUUCAGAAAGAUGUUAAAAAGGUAUGUGUGCAUUUACAUAUGAAAACAUUACUUUAAUAAUAAAUAAAGAAAACCCUUCUGUUUUCUUUCUUUUCCCCCCGCAUGCUAAGCUUUAAGUAUAACUGAGUGUUUGAUUGUAAAUAUUUUACUGUAAAUCAGGAAAUGUUAGUGACCAUAAAAUAUUAGUGAAUUUAGCAAAGCCAUAUAAAAUGCUAAAGAGACCUACAAGAUACUGUUCUAAACAACUUUUGUGCGCUUUUGUUGAACAUACAAUGGUUACAUGCCAUUUCACCACGACUGGUAUAUCAAAGGCUGUGGUAUGUACUACCUUGUCUGUGGGAUGGUGCAUAUAAAAGAUCCCUUGCUGCUAAUCGAAAAGAGUAGCCCAUGAAGUGGCGAC
Gigantopelta aegis is the source of this 7043-nucleotide messenger RNA. RefSeq names its product proteasome activator complex subunit 4-like. The transcript has 46 exons. Gene Ontology annotation, biological process: proteasomal ubiquitin-independent protein catabolic process. Gene Ontology annotation, molecular function: peptidase activator activity; proteasome binding. The coding region runs from base 51 to 5555 and encodes 1834 amino acids. Gene Ontology annotation, cellular component: cytosol; nucleus. The record is from RefSeq and is a predicted model, not a curated record. Lineage: Eukaryota; Metazoa; Mollusca; Gastropoda; Neomphalida; Peltospiridae.